GAAAGACCCAAAUCAAAGUGGGGAAGCAGCUGCGAGCCCAAAAACCCAAUCCCAUUCCCUCUGGAAUCUCCUCUCCAUCUCUCUCUUCUUCCAUUAUCGCCGGAUUCAGAGACUUCCGUUGACGCCAUAGGAAGAGAGAUUUAAGAGGGGAAGGGAACUUAGCAUCUGGUGAUUAGUAAUCCGCCCAGAGGGAUUAGCAAAAGGGGAGGAGUAGUUUUAGCAAUGGCGGAGGAUCUGGUUCUGGACACGGCGAUCAGAGAUUGGGUUCUGAUCCCGCUCUCCAUCGUCAUGGUUCUCAUCGGCGUGCUUCGUUACUUCGUCUCCAAGCUCAUGCGUUCCACUCAGGUCCCCGACGGCAAGAUCGUCAAAGAAGGGCAAGUGAUCGUUAGGGCUCGGAAUUUGAGGGCGGCGGCGAAUUUCAUUCCUGCCAAGUCAUUUCGCGCUCGUCGAGCUUAUUUCAGUAACGAGGAGAAUGGACUGCUGCAUGUUCCUAAAGGGCAAGCUCAGAACCCACAAGCGCAAAUGUUCUCUGAUCCGAACAUGGCCAUGGAUAUGAUGAAGAAGAAUUUGUCUAUGAUUAUACCUCAGACUCUUACUUUCGCCUGGGUCAACUUUUUCUUCUCUGGAUUUGUUGCAGCCAAGAUACCCUUUCCACUGACUCAGAGGUUCAGAUCAAUGCUCCAAAACGGGAUUGACUUGAGUACUGUUGAUGUUAGCUAUGUCAGUAGCCGAUCAUGGUAUUUUCUUAAUUUAUUUGGGUUGAGGGGCUUAUUCAGUCUUAUCCUUGGAGAAGAUAAUGCCACUGAUGAUGCUCAGCGCAUGAUGCAAAUGAGUGGGUUUGGCUUUGAUCCAACGAAGAAUUUGGGUGCCGAGAAAGAUGGGCUCGAUAUAGUUCAGCACGAAUGGGCCCUACCAAAGUUUGAGCAGCGUGCAGAAGCAGUCCUUAGAAAGCUUGUAAGUUAAGGUUUUCUGUUGAUUUAUGCAAAAAACAGUCUCUAGUCUUGCAUAGAUCUUCUGUGAGCUAGAAAAUUGACUGGACUAGAACAAUUACCCGCGAGCCCAGUGAAUCGAUCCUUGUAUUUGGGAUUUUUGUUUCUCAAGAUUAUAUGAUCAGUGAGAAAAUUCCACCCUGCUUACUGUAGUUUGUUUCUCUUACCUCUUGAAAACAAAGGGCACACAGUUCAUGAUAGUUCAUCAGAUUUGUAUGAAAUCGUAUGGCGAACAUAUGAACACAUAUUGAUUUUGUUGCUCCAUUGCUGUAGGAAACUGCACCUUGUAUGCACACUGUCUUCAAUAGUUUCUCACUGAAGCAUGAGUUGCAGGCUUGUAUUAUAUUGUUUGGUUUCUGAUUGUCGGAUAAUGACCAUGAUCAUCUCUUCAGAAGAAAAAUAAAACCAGUUGGUAUCUUGGUAGAA
Linum tenue is the source of this 1415-nucleotide messenger RNA. NCBI's taxonomy places the organism in Eukaryota, Viridiplantae, Streptophyta, Magnoliopsida, Malpighiales, Linaceae. The record is from the annotation of a GenBank genome assembly.